AUGCGUACAAACGCUCAAGAAGACGAACUGACCCGGAAUAUCACAGUUGAAGUGAACAAUGAAAAGUUCAAUCUCGUAUUGGUUGACACCAACUUUAUGCACGAUGAAUUUCAAGACAGUUCGAAAUCCGAUAUUAUUGAAUCCGCAGACGCUUAUGUGGUGGUCUACGCUAUUGACGACAAAUCCACAUUCACCACUGCUCAUUCAAUUGUGAACUAUUUGCUCGGGAAAUGCAAACGCUCCAGUGCGAUCCUGCUGGUUGCCAACAAGUCCGAUUUGGUGCGCACUCGGGCAGUGUCCUCAGACGGUAGCCAAGAUACUGCCAAAACCCUUGCACCAAAGUGCAUGGUUAUGGUCGUAAAAUCUGAAAGUGAAAGUGAAGGAAAAAAUUUGGCCGCCGUCUACUCCUGUCCAUUCUACGAGAUCAGCACAUCUUUGAAUCAUCGUGUGGAUGAGCUGUUGGUGGGAAUCAUCACUGAAAUAGAGGCAAGACAUAUGGAACUGGAAAAAGAGCGUGAUCGUUUGGACAAAAUGGCAACCACAAACAAACGUGGUUCAACUUCACAUCCCGGUCAUCGACGUUCAUUCGUGGUGUCCAAAUCUCCAGCAAACAGCGUUUUCAAGUUUUUCCAAAAACACUUUAGUCGCAAGGAUCAGAAAACCGGUCAAAGUCCGUACUGA
Echinostoma caproni is the source of this 681-nucleotide messenger RNA. Lineage: Eukaryota; Metazoa; Platyhelminthes; Trematoda; Plagiorchiida; Echinostomatidae. The record is from the annotation of a GenBank genome assembly.